CAGAGUGCAUCUACUCCUGGUCGGAGUGCUUGAUUCUGCAGCGCGCAGUGCUCAGUGCUCAGUGACAGAACUGUAGCCAUGGCUAGUCUGGAAGAGUUUCGUAACUACCGCUCACCAUUGAAGGAUUUCUACGAGGGUAAAACGGUGCUGCUGACCGGUGGCAGUGGCUUCAUUGGCAAGCUAUUGCUCGAGAAGCUGGUGAAGUGCAACGUGGCGCAGAUACUGUUGAUUGUACGGCGCAAAAAGGGCAUCGAGCCUACGGAUCGUCUCGAGCAGCUGCUGGGCAAGGAGCCGGUGUUCGUGAACUAUGUCAAGCAUCCCGAGCUGUACCUGCCCAGGAUUAAGGUCAUCGAGGGUGACAUCAGUAAACCGGGACUAGCGAUCAGUAACGAUGAUCUGGAGUAUAUCUACAGCCAUACCAACAUUAUAUUACAUGCUGCUGCGGAUGUACGCUUCGAUGAGCCGCUUAGAAGUUUGAUUCAUAGUAACGUACGCGGUACAAGAGAUCUGAUGACGAUCGCCUUGCAGUGUAGGAAUCUCCGGAUAUUCUUGUACAUCUCGACGGCCUUUUCCCAUUGUGUGCGCGAAGAGAUUGGAGAACAAUUCUACGAACCAAAGCUAGACCCUUCGUUACUGAUUACGAUCGCUGAGAGGGAGUCAGAUGCUGACGCCUUGGAGGUGCUAUCAGGAAAGCUUUUCGAACCGUGGCCCAACGCGUACGCAUUUACAAAGUCCCUGUCGGAGGAGCUUGUCCGACGGUACCGCUCUAAGCUCCCUGUGGCGAUCAUACGACCGUCGAUCAUUACCACGACGAAAGAGGAUCCACUCGCCGGUUGGACCGACAACCUUUACGGCUUCAAUGGGGUCGUGUGUGGGGCAGCCACCGGAGUGCUCCGUAUAUUUCACAUCCGCAUGGACUACAAGGCUAGCAUCGUGCCCGCGGACACGGUAACGAACUCGACACUGGCCACGGCCUGGUAUGCCGCCGAUCAUCCGCAGGAGGAGAACAUCUUCAACUGUACCACCGACGAGAACCCGGUCAGCUGGAACGACACCCAGCAUCAGCUCGAGAAGUGGAAGGACCGGAUCGUCUUUGACAAAUCGCUCUGGAUUUCGACGUACAACACGACCCGCUACCAACUGGUUGCCGAUUUUCUGGCCAUCUUUUACCAUCUUUUGCCAGCGCUCCUGUUCGAUCUGGUGCUGCGGCUACGCGGUCAGAAGCCUCAGGUACUGCGGAUCUACCAAAAGGUCCAUCGCUUCUCGGCCGUGCUACGCUUCUUCACCAACAACGAGUGGCGAUUCCGGUGCGAUCGGAUGCGAACCGUCCUCAAUGCGCUGUCGGCUGACGAUCAGCGGUACUUUCCCUGCGAUCCCAAGGCAAUCUCGUGGAGCGAGUUCCUUGACGAUCAGAUCAAGGGUUUGCGCGUGUACCUGAUGCGCGAUCCGAUGGAAUCGCUCAAAUGGACCAUUCCCCGGCAUCGAAAACGGCAGCUCGCCCACCGCUGCCUACUGGUGCUGAUCUACGGUGGACUGUUCUAUCUAGCACUGUACGUGGCCGAUGCACUAGGACUGGAAAAACUGUUUCAAAUACCAAAGGACGAUAGUACCGGGAUGUAGCCUGCGGUGAGCCUGCGGAUAUGAUCACUGUUUGAACGGCUUGAAUCUCCUUUCGCCUAGUGCCGGGGGGGUUCCAAAGGCUUAAUUUAAUAGGAUAUUAAAGUGUGUGCUUCGA
Anopheles darlingi is the source of this 1735-nucleotide messenger RNA. Its product is annotated as fatty acyl-CoA reductase wat-like. Gene Ontology annotation, molecular function: alcohol-forming very long-chain fatty acyl-CoA reductase (NADP+) activity. The transcript has 4 exons. The record is from RefSeq and is a predicted model, not a curated record. Gene Ontology annotation, biological process: long-chain fatty-acyl-CoA metabolic process. Gene Ontology annotation, cellular component: peroxisome. Lineage: Eukaryota; Metazoa; Arthropoda; Insecta; Diptera; Culicidae. Bases 79 to 1620 code for a protein of 513 amino acids.